AUGAGCAUACGUGCGCCUCGCAAGGGUGAAAACUAUGAGCUCAGUGUCGACUUGAACAGCGAGUAUCGCGAAAAGCGCAAGGAUGCCAUCAAACGCACCAUCGCCUCUAUGACUGUAGGAAAAGAUGUCAGCGGACUCUUUCCUGAUGUUCUUAAGAACAUGCAAACAGACGAUCUCGAGCAGAAGAAGCUUGUCUAUCUGUACUUGAUGAACUACGCGAAGACUCAACCAGAGCUCGUCAUUUUGGCAGUCAAUACCUUCGUCAAGGAUACGGACGACCCCAAUCCCCUUGUGAGGGCGUUAGCGAUCCGGACGAUGGGUUGUUUACGCGCGGAAAAGAUAAUCGACUACCUAUGCGACCCUCUACAAAAAUGUCUACGGGACGAGAACCCCUACGUUCGCAAAACUGCGGCUCUCUGCGUGGCAAAACUUUACGAUCUUAAACCGGAGUUGGUGAUCGAUAAUGGCUUCUUAGAACAGUUGCAUGAGAUGAUUGCAGACAGUAAUCCUAUGGUCGUCGCAAAUACCGUCGCGGCGUUGACAGAUAUCCACAUUGCCGCCACUUCACAGCCCGGGACAUCGUCUUCUGAUCCUGGAGUCUUUGUCAUUACGACCUCCAUUCUCAACAAGCUCUUGAUCGCCCUGAACGAGUGUUCUGAAUGGGGCCGUGUAGCUAUCCUAAAUGCUUUGGCUCGAUAUGUUGCGCAGGAUGAGAAGGAGAGUGAACAUAUCUGUGAACGAGUCGUGCCACAGUUCCAACAUGUAAACGGGAGUGUUGUCCUUGCCGCCGUCAAGGUUAUCAUGAUUCACAUGCGUGGUGUACGCCGAGAAGAACUCACGAAACAACUUGUCCGCAAAAUGGCACCACCAUUAGUCACAUUGCUAUCAUCUCCCCCAGAAGUCCAGUGGGUCGCAUUGAGAAACAUUAAUCUGCUUCUCCAGAAGCGGCCUGAUGUCUUAUCAAAUGAAAUGCGUGUCUUUUUCUGCAAAUACAACGACCCCCUAUACGUGAAAGUUGAAAAGUUGGAUAUCAUGGUUCGAUUAGCCUCAGAAAAUAACGUCGAUGCACUACUAAGUGAACUGAAGGAGUAUUCUUCGGAAGUGGAUGUUGACUUCGUACGGAAAAGCAUCAAAGCCAUUGGUCAAACAGCUAUCAAAAUCGAAUCUGCGGCAGAGCGAUGUGUAAAUGUCCUGCUGGACUUGAUAUCAACACGUGUCAGUUACGUUGUGCAAGAAGCUGUUGUGGUCAUGAAGGAUAUUUUCCGAAAGUAUCCAUCAACAUACGAGGGGAUCAUCCCAGUUCUUUGCUCAAAUCUUGAUGAGCUCGAUGAACCAGAGGCUAAAGCAUCUCUCAUCUGGAUUAUCGGAGAAUACGCGAAUACAAUUGACAACGCUGAUGAAUUGCUCGGAAUAUUUGUUGAUAGUUUCACUGAGGAAGCAUAUCCAGUGCAACUACAAACGCUAACAGCAGUAGUUAAGUUAUUCUUGAAGAAACCGGACUCGUCACAGGGCAUUGUUCAGAAGGUCCUAAAUACAGCAACGAAAGAUUGUGACUCCCCUGAUGUCCGCGAUCGUGCAUAUAUUUAUUGGCGUCUGCUCUCCAUGGACCCUGCCGCUGCGAAGGCUGUUGUCCUUGCUCAUCGUCCACCCAUCUCGAUCCCUCGGACAACUGUGGCGCCAGCACUCCUGGAAGAGCUUCUUGGAGAAGUUGGCAGUCUGGCUAGUGUCUAUCAUAAACCUGCUGAAACCUUCAUUGGAAAAGGAAGAGUCGGGGCGGACUCCGUGCGCAAAGGUGGAGAACUCUCCGAGGAUCAAUUCUCCACGCAAAAGGCGUUACAAACCGUUGUUGCUGGUCAACAGGCGGAGAACCUGCUUGACUUCGACGAUGGACCUGGGCUCGAAGGCCAGCCGUCAGGGUUGGCAGCUACCGAAGUACUUUCCAACACACCUGCCGCUGCCAAUCUGCUCGCCGGUACAUCAAGCAAUCCCCUGGAUGACUUGGUUUCAAUAUUUGGUGGAGGAGGGUCUGGAGGACUAUCUUUGGCACCCUCUACCUUUGGCGGUGGUGGAUUCGGUAUGCCAAUAACACCCGCUCCUGUUACUCCUGCUUCUGGAUACCCGGCCUCCAAGCCUAAUGUACAAUCACCACCCCAGCAACAGGACGACCUUCUAGGGUUGUUCUGA
Psilocybe cubensis is the source of this 2184-nucleotide messenger RNA. RefSeq lists its product as uncharacterized. The transcript is spliced from 10 exons. Bases 1 to 2184 code for a protein of 727 amino acids. NCBI's taxonomy places the organism in Eukaryota, Fungi, Basidiomycota, Agaricomycetes, Agaricales, Agrocybaceae. The record is from RefSeq and is a predicted model, not a curated record. Gene Ontology annotation, cellular component: membrane coat. Gene Ontology annotation, biological process: intracellular protein transport; vesicle-mediated transport. Gene Ontology annotation, molecular function: clathrin binding.